This is a messenger RNA of Parus major (Great Tit), 2032 nucleotides long. RefSeq names its product ring finger protein 24 (gene RNF24). NCBI's taxonomy places the organism in Eukaryota, Metazoa, Chordata, Aves, Passeriformes, Paridae. Gene Ontology annotation, cellular component: endomembrane system. The transcript is spliced from 7 exons. Bases 503 to 949 code for a protein of 148 amino acids. Gene Ontology annotation, molecular function: ubiquitin protein ligase activity; zinc ion binding. The record is from RefSeq and is a predicted model, not a curated record.
CUUAGAGGGCUUUUCCAACCUGAAUGAUUCCAUGAUUCUGUGAUUUUAUUAUCCCCUCAGAGGAUUAAUCCCGCCGCUAAUGCAGCUUUUCACUCGCAAAGCGCUUUAGAGGAAGUCGCGCCAGGAGAGCGCUUGGAGAGAGAAACUGAAAGUGCUGAGCAGGAGGCAGCUGCCCUCCUGAUUCCAGCCCUCCUGAUUCCAGCCCUCCUGAUUCCAGCCCUUCUGAUUCCAGCCCUCCCUCUGUUGCUCUCCCAUCCUGUGCAGUGGAACUGGGUUUCCCAGCUUCUUGGCUAACUGGAGUAUUUUGGGGAAAAUAGGAGAGCUCCGUAGCUGUGCAGCUUCCCAGGUGUGGAACCAGGGCAUUUCAGCUCUCCCAUCGGUCCAUUGAAAUCCAGGAGGAGCAGCCCAGCAGCAUCCCUGGCACCCAACUGCGGUAGCUGUUCAAGCAGAUACGUUGGGUUUGCGUGGCUUGGCUGCAUUGCGGCACCCGUGCAGCCUACCCAUGAGCUCAGACUUCCAGCAUUACAGUUUCAGGAUGCCGAACAUCGGGUUCCAGAACCUUCCUCUCAACAUAUACAUCGUGGUUUUCGGCACGGCCAUCUUCGUCUUCAUCCUCAGUUUGCUCUUCUGUUGCUACUUGAUCAGGCUCAGGCAUCAGGCACACAAAGAGCUUUACGCCUACAAACAGGUCAUACUCAAGGAGAAGGUGAAGGAGCUGAAUCUCCAUGAGAUCUGUGCCGUGUGCCUGGAGGAGUUCAAGCCCAAGGACGAGCUGGGGAUCUGUCCCUGCAAACAUGCCUUCCACAGGAAGUGCCUCAUCAAGUGGCUGGAGGUUCGGAAGGUGUGUCCCCUUUGUAACAUGCCGGUGCUGCAGCUGGCGCAGCUGCACGGGAAGCCGGACCCGGGCCCGCCGCAGGUGCCGCUGCCCGGCUCGCAGAACAUCGUAUAGUCCCUCCCGGGCCGGGCCCGGCCCGCGCCCGCCCGCGGCGCUUGGACACAACCAAAGCACUUGGGCCGCAGCUCAGCAGCCCCGGAUCCUGCCGGGAUGAAGCCUGGGCUCGGAUCCUCCGCCAGGGCCGGGAGGGGACCCGGCGUCCUCGGCACGACAUCCUUCUUCCAGCACCUCCCGUCUGCAGCCCCGCGGCCGCCGGGAACAGCGCGGCGGCCCCGGCACCUCCCGCUCCCUCCUCUUCGCCUUCGGUUCCUUUGCCCUUGCGGUUCCCACCAGGAAAAGGGGCCUCGCUCCUGGAGUCGUGCUGCGGUUGGGUGUCCCCUCGGCACCUGCUGUCCCCCCGUGGUGGCUGUGCGGGCUCUCCCGGCUUCGGAUUCCCUCGCAGCCUCUCGGGGGUGGCUGUCCCUCCUCCUCGCCUACCUCAGGGGCCUGGAGUCCCUGGGAGGGGCCCCAUCCUGGCCUCAGCAGCAGCGAGAGCCGUGGCCUGGGGGGGCAGGCAGAAUUCCCGGCCUUUGGGAUCAUCCCAUCGCUUCCAGCCUGGCCCCGGGGGGCUCCGGGCAGCGUUUUCCCUUGCCAAACACCCCCGUCAGCAGCCGGGGGAGCUGGGCUGCCCCUCGCCUCCCCCAGCACGAGUUUGGGGUGUCCCCCGCCGUCCUCCCCCGUCGCAUUCCCGGGAUUUGGGGAGGGGGUGUCAGUAUUACACGGCAGCGGCUUUCCCGGGGGCAGGGCUGGGGGGGCUCCUGGUGCUGUUCCCCCCUCCCAAAAAACCCGGGACUGUUUAUGGAGCGUGGAGCCUCAUAGACGUGUUUGUACACUACAAAUUCUGCAGCAGAAUAUUUUUUAAAACAUUCGCUGGUUUUGGUUUUUGGUUUGGUUUUUUUUUUUUUCCUCCGUUUGUUUGGUUUUUUUGUAAGCUCUAUUUUUGUAUAUUUAAUUGCUAUUUGAAAAUUCUAAUAAUGCGUCUUUUUUGCUAAUCACACUCUUCUUAAGGAAAAGCCAGGAAAGAAAAAAAAAAACAACAACCAACCAAGAGUUUGCAUGUGAUUUGACUUGAAAUGUAAAUAAAAGCAGGUUUUGGAA